AUGCCGUCGUUAUUGGAUCUCCCCCUCGAGCUUCGGGAACUCAUCAUCGAGCUGGUUCUGAAGGACCAGCGCAUACCGCCCGCAGCACCAUCCCAAUCCAACCGAGGGAGUUUUCGUGACAUGGGGUACCGGGCAUGGCGCCAGAUCAUCUACUACGAGCGACGGCAAAGCCACUGUCCCUACAACGCGAGUGGCCUCAUCCGGACCAACCACCAGCUCUCAGAAGAGACUCUGGCAACCCUGGACCGCAUCUCAUCCUCUCCAUACGUUCUAGACGUAUCGGUCCUAAAUGAUGUCGGGCUCUACCCCACCUGGCUGUCUGUGCCGCGACUCACGCACCGUGUCUCGACGCUACAUGUCAACGUCCGUCUCUUUGGCCAUAUUCUCUCGCGCGACUCCGCGCGCUCUCAAGUUGGGGACGGUGGUCAUCUAGGAUUCCAAUGGAGCUUCUACGCCUUGCUGGAGCGGUUCAUCCGGUAUGGGCCCGUGGAUGGAAAGACAAGCCGAGAAGAAGAUCCCAUGUACAUCCACCGGGAUAUGACCGUGAAGACGCUAGUGCUCGACUUCCAGUCCGCAGAAUCAGGGCUCUUCUUUCCCCCGGAUGAAGUCGACUAUCGCUGGUGGUGGCGACGCAUCAUAGGAUGGAUCCUCUUCCUGGAACCGAGACUGGAGUCACUUUUGAGUUGUCUGAUUAUAGACCCGACCCGAAUGGUUCGCAAAAUACCUGUUAGAAUCCUCUACGAGCGGAUUGGAACUAUCAAGGUCCUCGUGAAUGGGGAGCCGAACGCGGAGAUUGAUCUCGCCGGUCCAUUGGCACGCCUGCACUUCACUGAUACGCGAGAUGUAUUAGGUUAUGCCUAUACGGAGAGCGAACUGGCAGCAUAUCGGGAGUGGAAGAAGGAGACCUUAGCACGCAGGGAACAGCUGGGAUUCCGGGUGGUGUGGCUGCAUGAUCCCGAAUUCGCGUAA
This is a messenger RNA of Aspergillus nomiae NRRL 13137, 969 nucleotides long. RefSeq lists its product as uncharacterized. Lineage: Eukaryota; Fungi; Ascomycota; Eurotiomycetes; Eurotiales; Aspergillaceae. The coding region runs from base 1 to 969 and encodes 322 amino acids. The record is from RefSeq and is a predicted model, not a curated record. The transcript has 2 exons.